This is a messenger RNA of Lepus europaeus (European hare), 1596 nucleotides long. RefSeq names its product ceramide-1-phosphate transfer protein (gene CPTP). Gene Ontology annotation, biological process: intermembrane lipid transfer; ceramide transport. The record is from RefSeq and is a predicted model, not a curated record. NCBI's taxonomy places the organism in Eukaryota, Metazoa, Chordata, Mammalia, Lagomorpha, Leporidae. Gene Ontology annotation, molecular function: ceramide 1-phosphate binding; ceramide 1-phosphate transfer activity. Gene Ontology annotation, cellular component: cytoplasm; membrane; cytosol.
CCGCACCCCUGGGUCCCUUAGCCGAAGCAAGCUCUCCCCGGACCCAGGCCCCACCAGCACCGUGCCAUCCGGACCCCCCUUCCCAGCGCUCGCCGGGAAGAUGGAGGAUGUGGGGGCCGACUUCAACCUGAAGGUGGUGCUGGUCAGUUUCAAGCAGUGUCUCAACGAGAAGGACGAGGUGCUGCUGGACCACUACAUCGCCAGCUGGAAGGGGCUGGUCAGGUUCUUGAACAGCCUGGGCGCCGUCUUCUCCUUCAUCUCCAAGGACGUCGUCUCCAAGCUGCAUAUCAUGGAGCGGCUGCAGGCCAGCCCCCAGCGCGAGCACUACGUCAGCCUGCAGUCCAUGAUGGCCUACGAGACAGGGAACCAGCUGGUGGACGUGGACCGCCGCUCCCGCCACCCCGACUCGGGCUGCCGGACGGUGCUGCGCCUGCACCGUGCCCUGCGCUGGCUGCAGCUCUUCCUGGAAGGCCUGCGCACCAGCGCCGAGGACGCCCGCACCUCCGUGCUCUGCACCGACUCCUACAACGCCUCGCUGGCCGCCUACCACCCCUGGAUCGUGCGCCGGGCCGUCACCGUGGCCUUCUGCACCCUGCCCACGCGCAAGGUCUUCCUGGAGGCCAUGAACGUGGGGUCCCCGGAGCAGGCGGUGGAGAUGUUGGGCGAGGCCCUGCCUUCAUCGAGGCCCUUCAUCGAGCGCGUGUACGACGUCUCCCAGAAACUCUAUGCCCAGCACUCCCUGCUGAACCUGCCCUAGGGCCUCGAAUCCCAUCACAGAGCCUUCUGGGUGCCCUAGACGGGGAGAGCACCACGGCCCACACAAGCUGGACUUGUGGGAGCCCCAGGCUGCAGCAGAGUGGGCAGGAGGCUGGCCGUCCUGGGGUCCGGGGUGCCCCACCCUGGCCGCACGCCCGUGAAACGCUUUGGGGUCACAGGUCCCUGGGGCUGGGGACCCCACCCCUCCUGUGGCCAGCACACCCAUCCCCGUCCCUGUCCCAGCUGCACAGGGACGCGGUGUCGGUGCCCGGCUGGCAGCCCCAGGGACCCGGUGUCCUUGGCACUGGCUCUCCCGGGAGGUCCCGGGAAGGGGCUUCCGCAGCCCCUGAGCCGCCUCAGGGCCCUGGCUCACAGGCACAGCAGGGCUGUCGCGGGGGAAUCCUGGCAGCCCCACCAGUCUGCACAGCACUGUCAGGCCACACCGGGCCGCCCGCCCCUGCCCAGCAGGAUGCCACAUUCCUUCUGCCAUGGCCGGUAGACAGAGCCGGACCCCUGCCUGGCUGACUCUCGGGUGGCCACACCCAGCCCAGCCAUCCCCCUGCACUCAGGGCCUGUCCUCUUGCCUCUCAACCCCCUGGCUCUGCAGGGUGGACCCCAGAGAGACCCCUGGGAACACCACCCACAGCGUGGCACAUGUGCGGAACGCAAGCGUCUGGGGCACGCGGGUCUCUUGGAGACUGAUAGUGUGAUGUUUCUCCAGCGAAAAUAAACUGCACUUACGGGACUGGGCGUGGCGAUCCAGCAUGGGGGCCCUGGGUAGACCAGGUGCUCGGUGUCCUGAUUACCCACGGGGAGGGACACGGCAGGGGGCAGAAGGAG